Molecule: messenger RNA, 1205 nt
Organism: Paraphaeosphaeria sporulosa
Lineage: Eukaryota; Fungi; Ascomycota; Dothideomycetes; Pleosporales; Didymosphaeriaceae
Product: heme peroxidase
Exons: 3
Coding region: 1-1197 (398 amino acids)
Biological process (GO): response to reactive oxygen species; hydrogen peroxide catabolic process; cellular response to oxidative stress
Molecular function (GO): heme binding; peroxidase activity
Source: RefSeq, a predicted model, not a curated record
AUGAGGGUCCUAACAUUCUUAUACAAUGUCAUUCCGUUUUACUCCUAUGCUCUCGCCUAUCCUGGGAUGGGUGAGACAUUGAAAGACCUGCAACGUUCAGCGAAGGUCGCUCGCGAAGAACCGAAGCAGCUCAUUGGGGAUCUCAAAACUUUGAAAGAUUCCCAACUUACUUCCAUCGGAAAGGACAUCAAGGCGAUUCUUUUGAACCAGAAAGAUGCCCGUUCGAGUGUCAUUGAUACUGGUGCUCCGGCAGGAACUCCAGACACGGCUGCAUGCAAAGCCGAUUUGUGCUGUGUGUGGAAGUGGAUUUCAUACGACAUGACAGCUAAGUUCAAUGGAACUUCGGGUCGUUGCAACAAGUUCGCACGAGGGGCUGUGCGUUUAGGGUUCCAUGACGCGGGAGUCUGGUCAAACACAAGCUCAUACGGUGGUGCUGAUGGAAGCAUUCUCCUCACUGAUGAGCUCAGUCGCUCGGACAAUAACGGCCUUACAGCUAUUGGCGACCAAAUGAAGACGUGGUACGCUAAGUAUAACAAGUACGGAGUAACCAUGGCCGAUCUUAUUCAGAUGGGCGCAAACAUCGCCACGGUUGUUUGCCCUCUCGGUCCACGUAUUCGAUCCUUCGUCGGGCGCAAGGAUAACGCGAAGGCUGGGCCUACUGGUCUUCUACCUGACGUGAAUGACUCGGCGGAUAAGAUUGUCAAGCUGUUCCAGGCGAAAACGAUCGACCCGCAUGAUUUGGCCGCACUAGUAGGUGCGCACACAACCUCGCAACAACACUUUGUCAACACCGCAAGAGACGGCGACCCACAAGAUAGUACACCUGGUGUGUGGGAUGUGAAGUUCUAUGGAGAAACCGUGUCGAGCACCCCGAAGAGAGUAUUCAAGUUCGCUAGCGACAUCCUUCUGAGCAAGGAUGCUCGGGUGAAGGACGAGUGGCAGGGAUUCAUCAAUGAUUCUCAAGAUCAUUGGAACGAGGACUACGCAAAAGCUUAUACGCGACUUUCACUUCUUGGUGUCAACAACAUCAACGACUUGAAAGAGUGUACAAAGGUGCUGCCACCUGCUCGCAACUCCUUCGUGAGCCAGGACCAGCCGAUCUUGGAUUUGUGGCUACAAGGCCAAUACGACCAGCUCAACAACCUGGUCGACGAUGCGAUAAUGCUUACUGGGCUGAUAUCGACUGGGAAGGAGUAAAGGAUUUA